AUGGCUGCUGCGUCAUCGAUCAACACGGAAUUCAGAGAAUAUGGAAGCUUCCUGCAUAAGAAGAAGAUGAAGAUGCUGAAGCACUCGAAGAUAGGGAAGGUGCUGAAGGGUCUGUCAUUGGGGGCGAGAAGUUCAGGAGGAGGAAGGAGGGUCCCGGAAGGGCAUUUUGUGGUGGUGGCGGUGAAAGGCGAAGAAGCGAAGAGAUUUACGGUGAAAUUAGAUUGCCUGAGAGAUCCUGCUUUCUUGAGGCUUCUGGAGAGGGCCGGUGAAGAGUAUGGCUUCGCACAGAAGGGUCCUCUUGCCGUCCCUUGCAACCCUCAAGAACUCCAGAGCAUAAUCGACAAUCACAUGCGCUGCCGUCCCUAG
Molecule: messenger RNA, 366 nt
Organism: Prosopis cineraria
Lineage: Eukaryota; Viridiplantae; Streptophyta; Magnoliopsida; Fabales; Fabaceae
Product: auxin-responsive protein SAUR50-like
Exons: 2
Coding region: 1-366 (121 amino acids)
Biological process (GO): response to auxin
Source: RefSeq, a predicted model, not a curated record